CGCGUUCGUCGUGUGGAGUGGAAGAAGAAGUACAGCUCGUUUCUACGCGACCUGUUUUCGCUUGGUGCUCCGUGAAAGAAAGACAGUGAUGAAUCCACCGCAGCCUGGCGAUAUUCCUGCUCAGUGGGGGAACCCACCGGGUGCGGCCCCUCUGGCGCCAGGAGGCGCCGCUGCUGGUGAGCCAGUGAAGCUGGACCUGAUGGUCGACCCCGACAUGUUGCCACCCGAGGUCGUCGAGAUGGGAAAGCCAAUAGAAGAGAGGAACCUCGUGGAGCAUGCGCUGGAGUACAACCCUCAUCGCAAGACCCUCGAGGUGUUCCUGAUGCUCGUCAUGCUCACCAGUCUCCUCGGUGUCGUCGUCUACGCGGCUCUCUCGUACGCCCUUGUGGAGACAUUCUUCUCUACCGGAGCGGCAUCCCACUUACACGAAAGCCAGUACGACAUCUGCGACGACGAAGGAUGCGAGGAGUAUGAGCACCGCACCAUGGGCUUCGUCGAUUGGCGCAGCAACCCAUGUGACAGCUACUUCCUGUACGCCUGCACGGGUUUCCAGAAGGAGGCUGUGGACCUGAACGUAGCCAUCUACGAGUCGCACCUGGACUUCAUCAACUCGGAGUACCAGCUACUUGCCUCGUUGCUACAGAAGGGGACGGAGACAAAGAAGGCCUACUCUGUCCUCCUCCUGAAUGUGAGAGACCUAUACGCCCAAUGUCGAACCAGUGACGAGUACCACUUCGCUGUCAUCGAGUACCUGGAAGGGGAAAUUAUGAACCGAAGGAGCGGGCAGUCCGGGCCAGAGGAACCAAGCAAUCUCUUCAGCAACAUCGGUUAUCCCAUGGGCGAAACCUUCGUAUUCGACGUGGUCAAAGAGAAAGACGGCACCUGCUACUUGUAUCCGCCCACGCUGUUCUUCCCGAACGCCAUGUUCCAGAGCUCGGAGUUCAAGAGCAACUUCAUCAAAGCGUUUGAAGAUUACUACGACAAUGCUUUCCAGCCGAGAAACAACAUGUUCCGCUAUGACCUCGUAGACUUCUUCACUUUCCAGAAGCGCCUCGCUGAGCUCAUGGGUGACCCUAAGCGACAAGUUUAUCGGCCAUUGGAAGUGACGUCACCUCAAGAAGGUUUAGAAAAGCUUGUAGACCCUGGAGCGCAACAAUCCCUCGAAUGCGAUGGUCGAAUCGUAUGGACCGACUCUGAAUACUACAGAGGCCUCGAAUCCCUAAUCAACGAGACUUCGUAAGAAGCCAAGCAUGCAUCUUCUUUAAAUAAAAUACUGUCCCCCUGG
Messenger RNA from Dermacentor andersoni, 1285 nucleotides. RefSeq lists its product as uncharacterized. The record is from RefSeq and is a predicted model, not a curated record. Gene Ontology annotation, biological process: proteolysis. Gene Ontology annotation, molecular function: metalloendopeptidase activity. Lineage: Eukaryota; Metazoa; Arthropoda; Arachnida; Ixodida; Ixodidae.